This is a messenger RNA of Tigriopus californicus, 2395 nucleotides long. RefSeq names its product long-chain fatty acid transport protein 4-like. The record is from RefSeq and is a predicted model, not a curated record. Gene Ontology annotation, biological process: triglyceride homeostasis. Gene Ontology annotation, cellular component: endoplasmic reticulum. Gene Ontology annotation, molecular function: long-chain fatty acid transmembrane transporter activity; long-chain fatty acid-CoA ligase activity. Lineage: Eukaryota; Metazoa; Arthropoda; Copepoda; Harpacticoida; Harpacticidae.
UUUUCGGUCAACUAUGAUCAGAAUGCAAUUAAUGGUCGGGCAAAACUAAAACUGAGACAAAGCAGACAUCUUAGAUCAAAAGAAGAAUUUGAAAAACAAAAUGGCGUUGUCCAAGCAAUUUUGGAGUGCCCUAGUUUGUACUUGUUUCAUCAUCAUCUCCAUCCCCGAAGAAUGGGGAAAGUCAAUGUUUCCAAUCUCCGGAUUCCAAUACUUGGCAAGCCCCUUCUCAUGGCGGCGUUGGACCUUGGCCUCGUUCCUUCUCCUCACAUUUGUUGGUGGUCUCAAGGGUCUUUGGAUUGUCUAUGCCACCAUAGCAAGAGACUUGCGGCUGAUAUAUCGCAUCAUUUUUGGUCUAGGGGUCCCUCUUGUGAAGGCCAAACUAAAAAACCUAACCAUUCCUCAGAUCUUUGAACAAACGGUGCGUCAGAAUCCAGACAAAACGAUGAUCACUUUCAUCAGUGGACCCUCUUCGUAUGAAAAAAUGACCUUUAAAGAGGUCGAUGAUUUGGCAAACCAAACCGGGAACUAUUUCGCCAACACUGGCUAUGAAUCCGGUCAAGUGGUGGCUUUGAUGUUGGAAAACCGAGUUGAUCAUCCGUCAACGUGGUUGGGUUUGUCCAAAGUAGGCAUUAUAACCGCUUUGCUAAACAUCCAUAUCACUGGAAAGGCUCUGAUCCAUUCGAUUGAGAUCACAAAAGCGAGAGCCAUUGUCUACUCAGACGAUACUGAGGAAGGAAUCGAGAGCAUUGUAGACACUUUAAGUCCAGAUGUACGAUUGUUCAAACUUUCGCAAAAGCCGCCCAUGAACAGUGCCCUCAAAGCUCGUACUACCCUCAUCCAUCAAGCUAUUAGGAAAUGUUCCAAUGUUCGGCCCGAGGUGAAAAAUCUUGGGAAUUUGACGGAUCCUUUGAUGUAUGUGUUCACCUCCGGAACGACAGGGUUGCCGAAGGCAGCGACGAUCGCUCAUUCAAGGUACCUGAUGACAGGCUUUGCUCUCUACGGAAUGUGCGCCAUGGACCGCAAAACAGACAUUCUCUACACCAUGCUACCCAUGUACCACACUUCAGCCAAUGGUCUUUGCACGGGAGCCGUCAUUGUGUCAGGAAUGGGCAUGGUUUGCCGAAAGAAAUUUUCCGCCUCCAAUUAUUGGAAGGAUUGCGCUGAGCACGGAGUCACUGUGUCCCAAUACAUUGGAGAAGUGGCGCGAUAUCUCAUCAACACGCCUCCCUCGCCUUAUGAGGAGAAGCAGAGAGUAAGAAUGAUGUUUGGAAACGGGAUGAGGGCCGACAUUUUUGACCAAAUUCGCUCAAGAUUUAACGUGGAUAUUGCCGAAUUCUAUGGUGCGACAGAAGGAAAUUGCAGUCUGAUCAACUUCCUGAAUAAGAAGGGAGCAGUUGGAUUUGUUUCCAAGAUCUUCCCUUUCAUCCUACCAUAUCGAGUCAUCCGAAUUGAUAAUGAAACUGGCGAAUUCAUUCGAGAUCCCAAGAGUGGCUUGUGCCAAGAAUGUGAACCAGGAGAGGUUGGAGAACUAGUCUCACCCAUUGUGCGGGGCAACCCUAUCCGAGACUUCCAGGGAUAUCUUGACAAGUCGGCCACCUCAAAGAAAGUCGCCAAAAAUGUCCUGAAACAAGGGGAUAUCUGCUUCCGGAGUGGGGAUUUGAUGACAAUGGACGACCUGGGAUUCUUAUACUUCGUGGAUCGCUUUGGGGACACAUUCCGAUGGAAAGGAGAAAAUGUGUCGACCUUGGAAGUGGAGACCAUCUUAUCAACCAUUUUAGGGUUCAAAGAUAUCACGGUAUUUGGCGUUCAGAUUCCUCAAACCGAAGGUCGAGCUUGCAUGGUGGCAAUGGCGAUGGAUGAGAAAAACAAAACUUUGGACUUUGAAGACUUGUAUAAGAAAGUGGAUAAUAAUCUGCCCUCCUAUGCCAGACCGAUUUUUCUGCGAAUUUGUUCGCAACUGGAAAUUACUAGCACUUAUAAAUUUCGGAAGAUCAAUCUGACGAAGGAGGGGUACGAUAUAUCUUGCGUGAAGGACAAAAUCUACUUCAGAGACCAAACCAAGAAAACCUAUUCGCUCUUGGACCAGGAAACUGCAAAACAUAUCAAUAGUGGGGUGCUGCAAUUUUAAAUAAAUAUAAAUCUAGGAAAAAAAUGGCAUUGAGCCAAAGCCAUCAAUUUAGCCUUAACGUGCGUUUUGAGAGCACCUUCAAGCCCUCGAGAAUCCAGGUUAGUUACAACAAUGAAGUCCAACUUUCCUCUUUCUCGGGCUCCUUCAUUGUUCAAUUUGCUGCCUUCAAAUAUUCGUAGGGAAUGCAUAGGCGUUGAUCCAGUAGCAGCACUUAUAAAAUUCCCGAUUAACCUUAUUUUCAAGGGUUACCCAGAUCAGCUAUAUGGG